Siniperca chuatsi (mandarin fish) is the source of this 2485-nucleotide messenger RNA. It is a transcript of the gene meis1a, whose product is annotated as Meis homeobox 1 a. The transcript is spliced from 13 exons. Gene Ontology annotation, biological process: positive regulation of cell population proliferation; hemopoiesis; brain development. The record is from RefSeq and is a predicted model, not a curated record. Bases 469 to 1647 code for a protein of 392 amino acids. NCBI's taxonomy places the organism in Eukaryota, Metazoa, Chordata, Actinopteri, Centrarchiformes, Sinipercidae. Gene Ontology annotation, molecular function: RNA polymerase II cis-regulatory region sequence-specific DNA binding; DNA-binding transcription activator activity, RNA polymerase II-specific.
ACACCCGGACGGCCUGCUCUGAGGGAGGAGGAAGCCGCACCGCCGGAGCUGCGAUGGGGAUUUGAACGCACCUCCGCGCAGAAGACAGCGCCGCACGGCCCGGCUCAGAGCGCAGCGGGCGGGUCCGCGACACUUUAACCGUCCGGUGUGGAUGUAACCUGAUCGGAUUCGGCCUGCAGACGGAGCGGUUGGUUGUUGCUUGGAGCUGGAGGCCGGGAGCAGGACAGCGUCUGCCCGGGGCGGUGCUGCUGUUGGCGGAGCGUCGCCGUCGGUCUGUUCCCGUGGAGAGCGGAGCGGAGCCUGCAGGGAACUGCUGCCGCCGCUGCUCUCUGCGUGUUUGUGCGUUUCUCUCCGCGGCUGGACUCGGUUACACACGGGAUUAACUGAUUAACGCUCCGGUACCGGGGAGUUGGAUGAGUGUUUUGCCCCGCAGGAGUCACCUGGAGUCCGGGCGGAGAGAAGGGGCCGAUGGCGCAACGGUAUGAAGACCUGGCCCAGUACGGGCUGGAGGGGGUGGGUGGGGUGUAUGGAGACCCACACCACCAUCACCACCACCAUGCCGCUGCCGCCCGCUCUCUGCAGGCCGUGCACCUGACCGCCGCUGCUGGUCCAUACCCUCCACACCAGUACGCCCAGUCCACCCACAGCAGCAGCAGCAGCAUGGCCGCCACAGCCGGGGACGCCGUCAAGAGGGACAGAGACGCCAUUUAUGGACAUCCUUUAUUCCCUCUGCUCGCACUGAUUUUUGAAAAAUGUGAAUUGGCGACCUGCACGCCGAGAGAGAGCGGCGUGACCGGUGGAGACGUCUGCUCCUCGGACUCCUUCAACGAGGACAUCGCCGUCUUCUCCAAACAGAUCCGAUCAGAGAGGCCUUUAUUUUCAUCAAACCCAGAGCUGGAUAAUUUGAUGAUCCAGGCGAUACAAGUGCUGCGCUUCCACCUCCUGGAGCUGGAGAAGGUUCAUGAGCUUUGUGAUAACUUCUGUCAUCGAUACAUCAGCUGUCUGAAAGGGAAAAUGCCGAUCGAUCUGGUUAUAGACGACAGAGAUGGAAACAAAUCGGACAGCGAGGACUUCAUCAGGUCAUCAGGGAACAACAUGGAUCAGCUUUCAUGGAGCAGAGAUCACGACGACGCAGCAUCGAUCCGAUCGGCCGGGACGCCGGGACCGUCCAGCGGCGGACACACGUCUCACAGCGGCGACAACAGCAGCGAACAAGGUGACUGUCUGGACAACGGCAUGGCGUCUCCCAGCACAGGGGACGAUGACGACCCGGAUAAAGACAAACUGCACAACAAAAAAAGAGGCAUCUUCCCCAAAGUGGCCACCAACAUCCUGAGAGCCUGGCUUUUUCAGCACCUGACGCACCCGUACCCGUCAGAGGAGCAGAAGAAGCAGCUGGCUCAGGACACCGGCCUCACCAACCUGCAGGUCAACAACUGGUUCAUCAACGCGAGGCGGCGGAUCGUUCAGCCCAUGAUCGACCAGUCGAACCGAGCAGUGAGCCAGCCAGGACCGUACGGCCCAGAUGGUCAGCCAAUGGGAGGCUUCGUUAUGGACGGACAGACGCACAUGGGAAUCAGACCACCUGGUCCUAUGGGUGGUGUUGGGAUGGGGAUGGGCGUGGAGGGACAGUGGCACUACAUGUAGCACCACCAACACCCCCCUGCAGCUGGAGGACCUGCCCAGCGGCCCAGGAAACCACCGACUCUAUCAGCAGUGUCUGCAGACCUCCUUGGCAGGUGUGGAGGAGGACCCCAUGCCUUCUCACCUGUAACACCCCCCCCCCAGCACCACCCCUCUGGGCAUCUACCUGGCCUGAUAAGGAAAACACCUGACAGCCGGCGUCUCCGUGGCCUCCGGAGACGCUUUGUGACUUAAAAUCUAACAGCUGAAGCACAAAAACAAAGCGGACGUGGGGACAGAUGGGGACAGCUGUGUGUCCGAGCCGGUGACACUUGGGAGGAUUUUUCUGGAUCAGGACACAAACGUCAGCGUGGCGUCUCUGGAUUAGAUCAUUUCCUGUGAUGUCAGCAGCCCAGAAUGUCGUCCAGUAGGUUUUAGCCCUCUGUUCCUCUCUGGACUUCAACUACGGAAGCCUCAAGUGGACAUUUUGACACCAGCAGAGCAUCCUCCCCCUCCUCUCCUCCUCUCCAGCAGUUGAACACAUGAAGCUGAUGUCUGUAUUUCCUGAGGCGUUCUUUUGAAACAGGACGCGUCUACAAACUAUUUUUCAAGAGAGCGAAGCGCUGAAAAAUGGACGGCAGAGGUCACGUGACUGAGCGCUGUUUGCCGUGGACUCUCAGAGGACGAGAGACAAGUCGUUACAAGUGCUCUGCUGCUGCCUUUUGCAUAAUAUACUGUUUUAAAGGAAAGGACUUGUACCGUUUCACUUUUCACACUAUGUGUGUUCGUCUUUUUUCAUAGACUUCCUUCUUCCCUCGAGCCCCACAAACCUUUGAGUUCUAAAAUAAAAAAGUUCAGCAAA